AUGACACCGCCUGAUUUUUUACUGCGAGUCCCACCGCUUAAAUUGCACGUACGCAACGCCACCCAAACAACUGGAAAACCAGCAGUAUAUGAGCUCUUUUGUCAAUUUAACAAGAAAGAGGAGGAGAAACAGGACGAGCCGCAGCAAGUGGCUCAAUGGAGUCUUUGGAAGACGUCAUCGCGUGCGUGCUUUUUUCACCAGGAUCAUACGUCGAGUUUUCUCGAGAAACGACGAGCUGAAUUGGAUUUUUACAUGCAACGCGUGAUGCUAUUUCCAGACGUCGUGGAGUUUUCUAAGAGAGCAGGAUGCAAGGUAUUAGCGGACUUUAUUGGUGCAGAACAGCACAUGGACUGCAGUGGACUCGUAGACCCGACGUCGCAGAACAUGAACAUGGUGGGCGUUUUCUCGUCCUCGAUAGGAAAGCGACAUGAUUCGUUGGAUUCAGACUAUCGUGCGUCGAGUACAAGUGUCACGGGCCCAGGAGAUACAAUGAAUAUGAAAAGGAAGAUGUACAAAUUGGAGAUUGAGGAGGAAAUUGCUCUUCGCUGUGAAGUUCACGAGGUGAAGCGGUUCAAGAAGCGCGCACGCGCCUUCCGUAAAGAGAACGACCCAACGGCGGCUGCAAACCCUUUUGUAGAGUUUUUGCACAAGGAAUUUGAGCCCGAGUUUGCAGGCUGGAUUUUAUUACGUUUCGUGCGCUCGCUGAAGAGUGCAGAGAAGCGUGAGGCGUUGUGUGCUGCGGGUGGCCUUUCCGUUGCUUCAAUUGAUACGGAUGACGUGAAGGAGAGCAAGUCGCAGCGCCAGAACCUCCUUAUGAGCAUGCCAGAAGAAGAGGCUGAUCGCCGGUCCAAGACAUAUGCAGAGCAAAAAUUGAAGAUUUUCUCUAACAUUGAAAGCCGCGCGAGCGAUCUUGCUGUUCCUGGACGGAUAUCCCGGAAGAAAGCCAAUCGUCAGAUUCUAGAACGAGUAAAUGCGCUUUCGAAUGGUGAUAUGGACACGGUGGACAAGUUCAAGCAAGCAGCCAAGGCACUUGGAAACCAAGAGAUGACGGGCCAGGCUUUUGUCGAUUUCCUGCGCUCAAUGUUUGGCAAACAGGGGGCGGAUGAGCUGCUGCUACUCGUCGUUGAGGUCAUUCCGCAACCGCAGUUGCAGCAAGAGCUACGCGUUGCUUUGGCGCGGUAA
Molecule: messenger RNA, 1182 nt
Organism: Peronospora farinosa
Lineage: Eukaryota; Oomycota; Peronosporomycetes; Peronosporales; Peronosporaceae
Source: the annotation of a GenBank genome assembly